Nanorana parkeri is the source of this 532-nucleotide messenger RNA. It is a transcript of the gene GMFG, whose product is annotated as glia maturation factor gamma. Gene Ontology annotation, biological process: negative regulation of Arp2/3 complex-mediated actin nucleation; actin filament debranching. Gene Ontology annotation, molecular function: Arp2/3 complex binding; actin binding. Lineage: Eukaryota; Metazoa; Chordata; Amphibia; Anura; Dicroglossidae. The transcript is spliced from 7 exons. The coding region runs from base 63 to 491 and encodes 142 amino acids. The record is from RefSeq and is a predicted model, not a curated record. Gene Ontology annotation, cellular component: actin cortical patch.
UCCAGGCAAGAGGUACAAAACCGGCAGACAGGAACCCAGCCGCGGAGGAAACGCCCUGCAGGAUGUCUGACUCAUUGGUUGUGUGCGAUGUAGACCCCGAGCUGAAAGAGCGGCUGAGGAAAUUCCGCUUCAGGAAGGAGACCAAUAAUGCUGCCAUCUUGAUGAAGAUUGACAAGGACAAGCAGCUGGUGGUCCUGGAUGAAGAGUUUGAGGAUAUUUCCCCCGAUGACCUACAGAAUGAGCUACCAGAACGUCAACCCAGAUUUCUGGCAUACAGUUACCAGUACAAGCAUGAUGAUGGACGCGUCUCAUACCCCCUGUGUAUGAUCUUCUCCAGCCCAGUCGGUUGUAAGCCUGAGCAGCAGAUGAUGUACGCGGGUAGUAAGAACAGACUGGUACAAAUCGCUGAGCUUACUAAGGUAUUUGAAAUCAGAAACACCAGCGACCUUACGGAGGAAUGGCUGAAGGAACGCCUGGCUUUUUUCCGUUGAAGUGGACCGAUCUUGAUGCAUUUGCUAGAGACGAGCAACUU